Molecule: messenger RNA, 4516 nt
Organism: Drosophila teissieri
Lineage: Eukaryota; Metazoa; Arthropoda; Insecta; Diptera; Drosophilidae
Gene: E23
Product: ABC transporter G family member 21
Exons: 9
Coding region: 669-3746 (1025 amino acids)
Cellular component (GO): plasma membrane
Molecular function (GO): ATP binding; ATP hydrolysis activity; ABC-type transporter activity
Source: RefSeq, a predicted model, not a curated record
CGGGCGCCGUUGGAUGUUUUCUUCAAUGCUGAAGCGCGCCGAACUCGCGUUGUGUGGAAAAGCGGAAUAGCUCUCUGUUUUUCGUCGUGUUUCUACGUUACUUUACUUUUCGUUCGAUCUGUCCGUGUUUCGUUUCGGUUUUAUAAAAUCCAGUAAUUCCCCCCUUCCAAAAUUAACACGCGUGUUAUCAAAAAUGUUUACAAGAAACCUACAUAUGUUCUUCAAUAAGUAAAUCGAAAGAGAAAAAAAAGGAAAAGAAAUCAUUUAAAUUGCAAAAAAAGUGCUGACGAUUUUUUAAUAUCAAAUACGAAAAAGUAACAAAGAAUUUUAUUACCUUCCUUCGCUGUUUUGGUCGGCCUCAACUCGGGAAAAGAAAUAAGAAAAAAGCAAAAGGAGCCAGACAAGCCAGGGAAUUAUGAAAUUUUAAAGAAAUCCCCAAAAAUCCAAGUUCCAACAGCGGCAAAAUAUGUUUAAUGCAUUAAUAUAAACGAAACGUGUUUACGGCGAGUGCAGGCAGAAGACGAACAAAAAGUUGUAUACGCAUAUACACAUAGAUAUAUUUAACAAGAUUUACAUUUAAAAUCCCCCCCAAUACACACGUACGUAUAUUUAAACUGUGGCGGCAAAAACCAACAACAGCGAGCUAAAGCGUUCACAAAAAGGUGAUAAUGAUUAUUUCCAAGGAUCUUUUCAUAUUUGGCGAACAAAUUUUUGCAACAAUCAUACCAGAAGGUGGAGCCGCAGCGCUGGCAACCCAGCAGCAACAUCAGCAGCAGCAUCAGCAGUCGCAUCAGCAGCAGCAGCAACAACAGCAGCAGCAGCAGCAACAACAGCAGCAGCAGCAACAACAGCCGGCAAUUAUAAAUUCAACAACGACGACGGCCACUUCGUUGGUAAUAAACUCGACAGCAGGAGCAGCUGAACAAGUUGUAGAGGAGUCAUUAAAAGUAGCAGCAGCAACAACAGCAACAGCAGCAGCAACAACAGCAACAGCAGCAGCAACAACAACAGCAGCAGCAACACUACCAGCUAAACAGGAAACAGUUGCAGUUGCUGCCGCCUGUGUUGCUCCUCGCAAAUUGGCAAAAAUUCAGAAAAUUCCAAAGGAACCCGAGGAGCUGAAAGCCAAGAAAAAGGCAAAGUGUGAGGCAGCAGCAGUAGCAGCGACUCAUUACGAAAAAAUGCCAAUGAAUUUGAUGAUCGUGGAAAGUGUUGAGGCAGUCGAUAUGGGAUCAUCGGACAAUGACAACGAGGCAACGGAGCAGGUACCGUUGGUGAGUGCCAGCCGUCGCAAUCUGGCCAAAAUAGUGGCCGAUUGCCGCCUCCAGAUCGAAGUGGAGCCGGCAACAUCGGCUGUGCCACCAGCAGCAGCAGCAAACGCUGCAUCCCCGCCUGCAACAUCGGAUGCGGCAGCAGCAACCUCAGUGGCCAGCAGCGAUUCCUCUGCCUCGUCAUCAGCGUCUUCGACGUCGUCGUCGUCGUCGUCAUCUUCCAGCUCAACAUCCUCAGAAUUUACGCACACAUCACAGACAACGAUACCAAGUACGGAUAAUCUAACGUCAUCCAAUGGCCUGGCCAAUAUGGGCAAAAGCAUUUUAGUUGAUGCCAAAAGUAACUCACCAGCCUCCUUGUCGUACCACUUUGAGAAGUCUGCGGUCAAUCAGCAGAAACAGCAUCACAACAUCAACAUCUGCAACAGCCACCACCCACAUCACCACCCCCAGAAUCAGCCCCAGCACAGCCUGCAGCUGACCUUCCAGAACCUGAACGUCUUGCACAACGAGCGCCAAAUACUUUCCGAUGUGAGUGGAUUCGUCAGUCCCUGCGAGGUCCUGGCCAUCAUGGGUCCUUCGGGCAGCGGGAAGACCACUCUGCUGGACUGCCUCAGUGGCCAGCGCCACAUUGACAGCGGCAGUGUGUUCCUCAACCGCGAGCCGCUGACCAAAAAGUGGCGCCGCAGGAUCGGCUAUGUCCUCCAGGAGGAGAUCUUCUUCCCGCAACUGACGCUCCGCGAAACGGUGGUCUAUACGGCGCUGCUGCGACUGCCGGAAUCAAUGCCGCGGGCGGAGAAGAUGCGCCAGGUGGACCACAUACUGGAGGCCCUGGAAUUGGGUUGCUGUCAGCAGACCAAGUUCGGGGAUUACCUCAACCGCGGACUCUCGGGCGGCGAGAAGAAGCGGGCGAACAUCGCCUGUGAACUGCUGACCAAUCCUCUGCUCAUGCUCCUCGAUGAACCUACUUCUGGGCUGGACAGCCACUCGGCCAUUUCGCUGAUGAAGGUCCUGAAGCGGUACGCCCAGCUGGAGCAGAAGACCAUCGUGAUCAGCGUGCACCAGCCUUCGUCCCAGAUGUUCCACAUGUUCGACAAGCUGCUCCUGCUCCACCAAGGACGCACCGCUUACUUUGGGGACGUGCAAAACAUCUACCGCCACUUCGAGGACAUCGGGGUCACCAUCAAGCCGCACUACAAUCCCGCCGAUUUUGUGUUGGAGCAACUGAAAUCGCAUCCGGAUAUCCGCGAGAAGCUCUUCAUUGCCGCCAAGGAAUCGCACGGCAACUAUCUGAACCGCAACUGCAUCACGAAUAGCCACCACAACCAGGUCAGCGUUUCGGGUGCGAAGGGCAAGAAGCAGACGGACAGCAUCCUGAUCGACGACAUCAUAAAUAACUAUUACAAUCACCGCUCCAACCGGCACCAUCACCAGUACGAGAACCUGCACCACACGAGCAACGGCUGCCGGGUGGAGGAGGACGAGGAGGCGGCCCAGCACCUGGUGUGGUGUGCCGCGGACUCGCAGUCCAACUUCAGUUCCUGCGCCUCCAGCGAGUGUCAUUCCUACAGUGCCGGCAGUGGGGCGGGACAUGCGCCUGAUGACGACUGGCUGUCCUAUCCCACCAGCUUCCACACCCAGUUCUGCGUCCUCUCCAGCCGCAAUUUCCGGGAGGCCAAGCCGCGCAUGCUCUCCAAACUCAAUUGGUUCCAGACCAUCGGACUGGCGCUGAUGGCCGGUGCCAUUUGGUUCCAGCUGCCGCGAACCGAGGAGUUCCUGCACGACCUCCAGGGAUGGAUGUUCUUCUCGCAGACCUACUGGAUGCUCUUCGCCCUCUUCGGGGCCCUCAAUUCAUUCCCCUCGGAACGCGAGGUGGUGAGCAAGGAACGCCGCUCCGGGGCCUACCGACUAUCCGCCUACUAUCUGGCCAAAAUGUGUGCCGAGCUGCCUCUGGUGAUCACUCUGCCCACGGUCUACCUCAUGAUCAGCUAUCCCAUGCUGGGCUGCACUAGCUUGAAGCUGUUCUUCCUGAUGCUCAUCUUCCUGCUGAUCAACACGAUUGUGGCGCAGAGCGUGGGCUUCUUCAUCGGAGCCUGCUGCAUGGACAUGAACGUGAGCAUCACCCUGAGUGCCCUGUACACGCUGGCCACCCAGCUGUUCGGCGGAUACCUGUCUUCCCGCAUUCCGGAGGGGCUCAGCUGGAUCCGGUACACCUCCAUGAUCCACUACGCCUACCAGAACAUGCAGAUACUCGAGUUUCGCGAGGGAGCGGCUAUUGGUUGUGGCUCGCCCAGCAGCUACGAGAUUUGCAAACAGCAAUCAACCGAAUUCAUUCCAUACGAGGAAAUACUCAAAGCCCAAAACUCGACAUCACCGCUCUGGCUGAAUACGCUGAUCCUGAUGAUGUUCUUCCUGGUAUUCCGGGUCCUGGGAUACGCGGUGUUGCGCUACCUGCGAUGCCCCAAAAAGACGUGAUAUCUAUAUAUCCAUAUCUAUAUCUAUUUUGUGCAGACAUCGAACCAGUGAUACGUAAUUAGAGUAGUGCCCACCAUUGCUAAGCCGCUACAACUGAACAAACUUGCUAAAAUUGCGCCAAUUUUGUGAUUCAAUUACUUUCAAGCCACACCAUGUAUGUUUAGCUAUUACUGCGAGUAUAACUACCAUUAUCCUUACAACCUACUAUUAUAGUUUAAACGUGGUCUGCGGUGGGGCGGCAAACGUUUAUCUUUGUUUUGUUUUACGCAUUUUAAUUGUUGGCCGUUUAUGUUAUUAAUCGCUAUUUUUGCCGCUGAAACACAAGAGAGAGAGAGAGUGAGAGGUAGAGAGAUGGUGGAAAGCCCAACUUUAAUUGUUUUAAUGUACGUUUUAAAAGCCCCAAGAAAUAUUGCUGCAGGCUGCCCAAUUUCCACACCACCCGCGCACCCACAAAUAUAUAUAUAUAUAUAUAUACUGUAUGUUUAUAAUGAAAUGCUAGUAAUUUUGUAGAAUAUUGCAAACUUUUUUCGCUUGGGAAAAAACACUGUGAUUUAGUAUGCUAGUUUUUUAAUUAGUUUUAAACGGGGCAGCAUUAGUGAAUUGUGCUCGUCCGAUGAAUUGUAUAGCCAACUAUGUAAUUAAAAACUGAAAAUAGAAUAGCAUCAGAAUGUUUGAGCCUACGGCCUAAAUCGUAUUUUGUUUAUAUUAUCUAAUUAUAUGUAACUAAACUUAUUUAAAUAUACAUGAAAAUGUAAACUGAACACCUGAAA